AUGAAGCUGGGCCUUUUUAUGAAGAUGGCACUAAAGGCAAAGAAGGAAGCUCCUGCCCCGCUCAAAACUGAUGCCAAAGCAAAGGUGUUAAAAGCCAAGAAGGCGGUGCUGAAAGGCUUCCAAAGCUACACACACACACACACAAAUACAAAAGUCACCCAUCUUCCAACAACCCAAGUCCUUGAGGCUAAGAAGACAGCCCUAUACCCUCAGAAGAGCACUCCUAGGAUAAGCAAGCUCGACCAUUGUGCCAUCAUCAAGUUUCCCCUGACCACCGAGUCAACCAUAAAAAAGACUGAAGAUAACAUCACGCUUAUGUUCACUGUGGAUGUCAAGGCCGACGAGUACCACAUCAAACAGGCUGUGACAGCUCGUUGA
This is a messenger RNA of Echinops telfairi (small Madagascar hedgehog), 378 nucleotides long. Its product is annotated as 60S ribosomal protein L23a-like. Gene Ontology annotation, molecular function: structural constituent of ribosome. Gene Ontology annotation, biological process: translation; ribosomal large subunit assembly. The coding region runs from base 1 to 378 and encodes 125 amino acids. The transcript has a single exon. Gene Ontology annotation, cellular component: cytosolic large ribosomal subunit; ribosome. The record is from RefSeq and is a predicted model, not a curated record. Lineage: Eukaryota; Metazoa; Chordata; Mammalia; Afrosoricida; Tenrecidae.